AAACCUGCACACUGAUUGUAUCAGCUCCAGUCACAAUUGCCUAAAUAUGGAGGCAGCUAAGACGUCCUCCAACAGGCAAACCGAUAAACUGGUAGCUACACGGUGGCAUAAUUUAAGUAAAAAGUAAAUCAUCAAGACUCAUUAGGACAUGGAAGAACCAGAAAUGCAUGAUAAAUGCAGCCAGUCUGAAAAAACUAUAUACUGCAAAACGCGACUACAUGACAUCCUAGUAAAACAAAGCUACAGAAAAAAUGUUUAUUGAUUACGUGUGUGUGUGUGUGUGUGUGUGUGUGUGUGUGUGUGUGCGCUCGCGCGCGCCUGAGUGUCUUAUAUUGUAGUGGACCGGAGGAAUUAAAGGCAAUGAAAAUAUUCUUCAGGAUGCUAAAAGGGAGAUACUAAUAUGUAUUUGUCAGAAAUAUUAGACCUCACCAAGAAUGGACUCUAUGGUAACCACGGACUUUAGAUAAUAAUGUAGCAGUAUUGUUUCAUUAAGUGUAACAGAGUUGUCGUAGGAAUGUAAAAUGUAUUUUUGCAGGCACCCAGGCGUGCGUGGCUUCUUCACGAAGUGCUAGUCAGCGUGGCCACGCCCCCUCGGGACUAGACAGCCACAAAGAGCAUCGAUGUUAACCGAUGCCGGAGAGGAGGCCCACUCAGCCAGGAGAAACCACAGGCGGCUGGUGUCGCCUCUUGGUCCGGCCAGACCCCAGGCAACGCGGGCAGAGCGGCAGGUAUCGGCUGUCAGGCGUGGAGCCAGCACACGUGCAAGCGCGGUGCCUUGCCUAGAGCUCGACAGGGCACCAUCAGGGAUUGGAAAUCGGCUGGAGCCAGAGAAGUACCUUCCACAUUGCAAACUGCGAAUCGAGCCCAUCUCCCACCCACAUUCUCUCAGGGCAAGCCCCACAGCGCCAUCUGGCGACCGCAGCAGGCCGGAAGCAUAGGGGUGGACCCCCGACAUGCCCCGCCCCCGUUCCGGCCAAUCGGAGCACGCGGCUCAUGAAUAGUGAGCGCGCGGCGCCGCCCCGCCCCGAGACCGCGGCACCGCCCGCUCGCGCAGACCCCGAGCGUGGCCGCAGCGAAGAUGGCGACUGCCAUGUACUUGGAGCACUAUCUGGACAGCAUUGAGAACCUUCCCUGUGAGCUUCAGAGGAACUUCCAACUGAUGCGAGAGCUAGACCAGAGAACAGAAGAUAAGAAAGCAGAGAUCGACAUUCUGGCUGCAGAGUAUAUCUCCACAGUGAAGACUCUUUCGUCAGCCCAGCGUGUGGAGCACCUCCAGAAGAUCCAGAGCGCCUACAGCAAGUGCAAGGAGUACAGCGAUGACAAGGUGCAGCUGGCCAUGCAGACCUACGAGAUGGUGGAUAAACAUAUCCGAAGACUGGAUGCUGACCUGGCACGCUUUGAGGCAGACCUGAAGGACAGGAUGGACGGAAGUGACUUUGAAAGCACUGGAUCGCGGAGCUUGAAAAGUCGGAGUCAGAAAGAAAAAAGAAGCUCUCGGGGCCGAGGCAGGAGGACAUCAGAAGAGGAUACCCCAAAGAAAAAGAAGCAUAAAAGCGGGUCUGAGUUUAACGACAGUAUCCUAUCUGUGCACCCCUCUGAUGUGCUGGACAUGCCUGUGGAUCCGAAUGAGCCUACAUACUGCUUGUGCCACCAGGUGUCCUACGGGGAGAUGAUCGGCUGUGACAAUCCGGAUUGUCCCAUUGAAUGGUUUCACUUUGCCUGCGUGGAUCUCACCACAAAGCCCAAAGGAAAGUGGUUUUGUCCCCGAUGUGUUCAGGAGAAGAGGAAGAAGAAGUAGCGAAGCGGCCGUUGUCCGGACUGAAGAGCGAGCUAAUAUAUUCUUCACUCAUGUUGCAAUAUUAUCUUUCAUUUUAAAACUACCUUUUUUCGACUGAUAUUUAAUAAUUCAGUGGCCAGUUGUGCUUGUGGAUAUUUCCUAAAACAAGAAGCCACUGCACCGUUUGCACAGAACAAUCUCACAGGGACUUGCCACAGUGACUUUAGGAGCAGGCUCCCCUAUCCCGCAACCUCCCACACUGGGCAUGGCCACACCACCAGUGAUGUGGGUCAGUUUGGGCUGUAGGCACAGUGCAUGGUGCAGGCUGGACGCAUUUUAACCUGUUACACUGCCACUGCUUUGUGACUAGGGGUUGGCCUUGAGUGCCCGCGGUUUCCAGAACUGUCUGAGGCAGAAUGGAGGCACAGCUGUUGCUCUGUGUAAAGCACCAAGCACUGCCCUAUGCUGUGCUCUGACCCUGACUGGAGACCGGGGACUCUUGGCUAAGAUACCUGUGAUGUAUCUGGAAGGGACCGGGGGCGCUUCCCAGGUGGAGGUGCCCUCCGUUGUCUUAAUGCACCACCUUUUCCUGUGAACUUGCAGCCCUCCCUGGAGAGUGAGCUUCCAUUAGCCUCGGACUGUCAGUUCCCACAACCAGCACUGCCCAACAGCGGACAGACAGCCAGGCUGCGCUUCCACCUCUCUGGGGAUUCCCGCCUUUUUCUACUGUGAAGAUGAAAUUAUUAUACUAGCAUGAAGGUCAUGGGUCUGUGUGUCUGUGAGCUGAUUCUGUCUACUGCGGGCUGAUUGUACAACUCUGCUAUGUUGCAUCCCACUAGACCAGCAGCUUACGUUCAAGGGACUGAUUAUGUGACAUGAUUUGUGAUUUCCUGUGCCCAAUAGCAGUUCUGGAAUGAAGGUAGGAAACUAGAGUGUAUCUGUUGAACUGUCCACAAAACCAAUGUUGAACUGUCUUGAAAGAGUUGGGGGAUGCACACACAGGGCCUGCUGAGAUGCAUCUGUGGUGGCUCCUGAGGCGUGCGUGGCAGGAUCCUGAGCUACCGUUGACUUAGACUAAGUUCUUCAGUAACCUAGGCUCUCUGAGAAGAAUCGAGAGAGCCCGACCAGUUCCUGGCCUCACUUCAGAAAAAGACCUGCAAGACAGAGCUGGGUUAUGCAAUGUCUGAUGUAAGGAGAGGCUGGCUUUUUAUAUAAUGACAGGCACGCUGUUUUCUUAUGAUGGCCACAAACAAAGCAGAAGGGAGUUGUCUCUGCUCCAUACCGUGUCAUCAUGGUGGUGUUCCUACUGGAAAGGAUAGCCUGUCCUCGUGAAAGAGGGAGACAGGCGUGGCUUGUGUUUGUGCUACUGAAUAAAUUGGUCCGUGGUGACCUUUCCUGGGAAGUAGGUACCAGGCAGGUUUGCUGCAGUUGAAAGGCAGCAGCUACCCAAGCUUGUCUCUAGGCUAGGAAGAGCUUCUGGAAUGGGGCUGGCAUUCUUCUUGGGGAUUCCUCUCAGGGUCAGACUAGAUAGACAUAACUUAGCCUUUGAAGGUUGUGAGGGUAAAUUACAGGAUCCACCUCCUUCCCCCCUUUAAGGACUAGAUCUCAUGUAUCCUAGGCAGACUUUGAACUCACCGUGUGGCUGAGAAUAACGCUGCUCUUUGAUCUUCUUCACCUCCCAAAUGCUGACGUUACAGGUGUGCACCAGAAGGUCUGGUUUUGCAAUGUUAGGGACCAAACCCAGAACCUUUUUUAGUUUGGUUUUUCAAGACAGGCUUUCUCUGUGUAGCCCUGGCUGUCUUGGAACUCAUUCUGUAGACCAGGCUGGCCUCGAACUCAGAUUCUCCUGCCUCUGCCUUCCAAGUGCUAGGACGAGGGGCAUGCCCCGCUGCUGCCAGCUCCAACCCAGAGCUCCGUGUGUUAGGCAAGCAUUCUGCAGACUGAGUCACACCCCGGCCUUUUCUUUAUUCUUUUACCAUUUGUUUUCUUUGUUCAGUGCUAGGGGUCAGGACUCGUGCUUCCUUUUAAUCUUACAUUUUAGAUUAUUUAUUUAUUUAUUGGGAAGCAGGGCUAGUAAAAGUCUAACCUUGAACUUGCAGUCAUCCUGUUGGAGCCUGGGAAUGUUGGGAUUACGGACAUGUGCCAUCAUGUCUGGACCGCUUUUUACAAUUUCUGUAAGCACAGGAAGUUUUUAAUCAGAUCUUGCCUGAUAACGCCUUAGAAGCUGUGUUGAUACUUGAGACGCAGCCUGAGGCAGCUGAGUCCUUUGGUGAUCAGGAAGAAGUGGCGUUUACUGGUGGAGGUGUUAGAGGCUGGACGAGCUCCGUCUCCCGGCUUCCCGAGGGCGGCUUCCUGAGGUCAUGCUGGCUUUUCCCCGAGUUCUUCUACCUGGGGCCACCCUACAUACUGGCUUCUGAACUUUAUUUAUUUUGUAUGUUUCUACGAUUAUCUGCUUUUUCUUUUUGACAGUUACAGUGUCAUGAAAAUAAGAUGCAUAUAGCUUGGGAAAAAAAAAAAACCAGACUUCAUGAGUUUAGGGAUUUAACUCAAUGGUGGAAAACCUUGGCUAACAAGUGUGAAGCUCAGUGUGGCGUUGGCUGCAGGUGCACAAAGCUGCCUUCAAAAGUGGUGGCCUAGGUUUAUCCCUGGCAACAGAAUGGGGGAAAGCAGAAAGGAAACUCUAGGCCAUUGCUGUGCUCUGCCGGAAGGCUUGUUCCCACUGUUACGUGUGAGCAAGGGAGGGUGUCCCAGCGGCUGCUCUGCCUCGGGUGCCGGGGAGCCCUGUGCGCACCACCCAGCCUUGUUCCAGAAGCCCGAGUGUCUCCAUUGUUGGACAAGACUCUCAUGCCUACUACCAAGACCUGGCUCUUGAGCUAUCCCUGCUUCAUAAACAGGAGUCGUAGGGUGACCCCCACAGGUCCCUAUGGCAGCAGCUUUGCCUGAGCCAAGGCUGGGUCCUCCCUGUGUAAUUCCCUUGUAAGUACACGAGUGUCCUGCAGAGAGGAGAGGAGUCAUCUUCCUUGUUUCUUGUGCACAUUAUCAGUAGUUUCUUAUAGAAGAAGCAUGAUGAAUUAAUGAAAAAAAAAAACAAACACCUGAGCCCCCAGAACUGUGAACAUGUUAGUGGUGUGAAGGUCCAAGCAGCACUGACCACCUAUCCAUCAGGUGGGGUCGGUAGGAGGCAGGCUGCCCACCGUGUCUUCUACUCUGCAGGUUUGUGGAUGGCUGGGGGAGUGGGUACCUGCUUGCUCCUGUGCACACAGCAUCUUGCCUUCUCUCACCUGUCCCCAGAAGGCCUUGGCAGGGAUGCUUCAAGCAAUACCACCACCCAGAGAGCAACUCGUCCACGUGAUCACGGUGCCAAGGUUGGCCCUGUUAUGCCAGGAGGUUAGGUAGGUCUUCAGCAUUUGAAAUCAAACAGGAGCAUUUGAGGUUUUGAAACCUUGUUUCCUUGGACAGAGAUUGGUCUCCACUACCUGUGCCCAGAGGAGCUUUAAAGUAGGGGAGGUCUAAGAAGUGUCUUUUCUCUCAGAAUGUGCGGUGGUGUUCGCUCUUGGCCACACUCCAUCCAUUGGAUGAUCCAGCUUUAACGUGAAUGCCACAUUUUAUCUUCAAGGAAUUAUUACCUAUUUCCCCUUUGUAAAGGAGAGAUACUAUUGUAAAUCUUUUUAUUAAAUAAUGUAAAGAUGUAUAUCUGUAUUUUUGGAUCAUGGAUUAUGGAUAUAUUGUUUAAUAAAUAAAAUAUUUUUGGGAAGAAA
This is a messenger RNA of Rattus norvegicus (Norway rat), 5535 nucleotides long. RefSeq names its product inhibitor of growth family, member 5 (gene Ing5). Lineage: Eukaryota; Metazoa; Chordata; Mammalia; Rodentia; Muridae. The record is from RefSeq and is a predicted model, not a curated record. Gene Ontology annotation, cellular component: nucleoplasm; MOZ/MORF histone acetyltransferase complex; histone acetyltransferase complex. Gene Ontology annotation, biological process: negative regulation of cell population proliferation; regulation of DNA replication; negative regulation of growth. Gene Ontology annotation, molecular function: histone H3K4me3 reader activity; chromatin binding.